Ictalurus furcatus (blue catfish) is the source of this 2026-nucleotide messenger RNA. It is a transcript of the gene abhd16a, whose product is annotated as abhydrolase domain containing 16A, phospholipase. Bases 26 to 1663 code for a protein of 545 amino acids. Gene Ontology annotation, molecular function: monoacylglycerol lipase activity; glycerophospholipase activity. NCBI's taxonomy places the organism in Eukaryota, Metazoa, Chordata, Actinopteri, Siluriformes, Ictaluridae. Gene Ontology annotation, cellular component: endomembrane system. The transcript is spliced from 20 exons. The record is from RefSeq and is a predicted model, not a curated record. Gene Ontology annotation, biological process: phosphatidylserine catabolic process; monoacylglycerol catabolic process.
GGCUUCCGUAGCUGCCGACCGAGAAAUGAUGGCUGCCUGGUUAUGGAUUCGCUGCCUGUUCGGGCCCAGUCUGCACCGGAUCCAUCGCCCACAGGAGCUCCCCCGACCCGAGAGCAGAACAGCAAGGAGGGGUUGGGAUUACCAGCCGAGAGGUUUGGAAAGACACACUGACAGUAUCCUCAGUUGGGCUUCAGUGCUGUGGUCCCUAUCUUAUUACAGUUCACCUCUCAUUCUCUGCUAUCUCUACAGGAAAGGUUAUAUCUGUAGCAGUAAGCUCAUUCCCGUCAGCCAGUACGUUGGCACGGUGCUGGUCUGUUUACUGGGAGUAGCGUGUCUGAGAGGCUGGGGUCGCUGGAGAAACCCUGAGUAUCACCAGUUCAUCACCAUUCUGGAGGAGACCAAGAAGAACCACACAAGCAGCAACAAGAAAAAACUUUCCAGUUAUGAUUUCGACUUCUCACACUGGCCAGCGGAUUUCAGCUGGAGAGAAGUCAGCAAUCUGAAGUUGUCGAAGGCAGGCGUUUCCCUGCUGAAGCCAGAGCCCAAACUCCGAGGAGCAGCAGACAGUCUGCUGAAUUCAGUACGAACACUGCCAUGCCACAUUGUCAGCUAUCUUGUAGCUCACUCGUUUGGCCGGAGGAUGCUGUACCCAGGCUCUGUGGGUCUGCUGCAGAAGGCCAUGAGGUCAAUGCUGCAGCAAGGCCAGGCCAAGCUCAUCGAAGAGUAUGAUGGUCAGAGAAACAAGCUGGUGGCAUGCGACGGAAACCGAAUCGACACCAUGUUUGUGGAUCGGAGGAGAGGAAACCGGGGACCAAAUGGGAAAACUUUGGUGAUCUGUUGUGAAGGGAACGCAGGCUUCUAUGAGGUCGGCUGCAUGAACACGCCACUGGAUGGUGGCUACUCGGUCCUAGGCUGGAAUCACCCAGGAUUUGCAGGCAGUACGGGCGUGCCGUUUCCUCAGAACGAGGCGAACGCAAUGGAUGUAGUGAUCCAAUUCGCCGUGCACAAAUUGGGCUUCCAGUUGAGCGACAUUGUCGUGUAUGCCUGGUCCAUAGGGGGAUUUACAGCCACCUGGGCAGCGAUGUCAUACCCAGAGAUCCGUGCACUUGUUCUGGACGCCUCCUUUGAUGACCUCCUUCCCCUGGCCUUAAAGGUCAUGCCCGACAGCUGGAGGCCGCUGGUGACCCACACAGUCAGGCAGUACAUGAACCUGAACAACGCCGAACAGCUUUGCAAGUACCAGGGACCAGUUCUGUUGAUCAGAAGAACCAAGGAUGAAAUAAUCACAACCACGGGACCAGAGGACAUAAUGUCCAACCGAGGAAACGACCUACUGCUGAAACUGCUCCACUACAGGUAUCCUAAAGUAAUGACAGACGACAGUGUCCGAGCGGUCAGACAGUGGCUUGCGGUCGGAUCGCAGGUGGAAGAAGAGUCUGUAUACAUCGGGUAUGAGGUGGACGAUGACUGGUGCUUGUCUGUGCUGCAGUCCUAUCAGACAGACAGAGACGCUCCUUUCCCCUGGAGCGUUGGUGAGGAUAUGGCACUGGAAGGCAGACGGCAGCUUGCUCUUUUCCUGGCUCGAAAGUACAUGAGGAAUUUCGAGACAACGCAUUGCACUCCACUCCCCAUCUCGGAGUUUCACGUACCCUGGAAACUCUGAAAGCCAGCGAGAGAGCGGGACGGAGAGACUAAAGGGAAGCACAGAGAAAUCUUGGUGGAAUUUUAGUGUUAAAAGUUUUGAUUGUUAUUAACGAUGUGCGUUUUUGUAAGUCGGGUGUCUGCAUGGUUCUUUUAAGAAGUUGAUGUUGGUGCUCUUUCGGGGCUUGAAAUAAACGCCCGUGAAUAGAAAGUUCCUUUGGAAGGAACUGGGCCAAUCCCUUUUGCUCUCAGUCUGUUUCUAUCCUCUGUUUUGUGAGCAGUCUUUAUUUAUUAUGAAUGGUGCCCUAACAUAGACCCUGAAUGUUACUGUAUUAAAAAUGCUUAAUAAAGACGACGGACUGUGUGGUCCGUGUGAAUCCCAGCA